Messenger RNA from Helianthus annuus (common sunflower), 2821 nucleotides. RefSeq names its product inactive protein kinase SELMODRAFT_444075. The record is from RefSeq and is a predicted model, not a curated record. The coding region runs from base 382 to 2664 and encodes 760 amino acids. Lineage: Eukaryota; Viridiplantae; Streptophyta; Magnoliopsida; Asterales; Asteraceae. Gene Ontology annotation, molecular function: protein kinase activity; ATP binding. Gene Ontology annotation, biological process: protein phosphorylation. The transcript has 9 exons.
GAUGAAGAAAAACAUCACACACACACACACACAAACAUCUCUCACACCUUCACUUCACACAUCGAACAAGAAGAUAAUCCUUUAAAUCACAUCACAUUCACAUUCAACACCUACAUAUUUUCAGAUUCCUGAAUCCAAAUCUUCAUUACACACGUGUGCGGAAAGCAGCGUUUGACCGUAAACGUGUUUCGAACAAGUUGGUUUCGUUUCGGGACAGAGAGGACAAUUCAGUUGAAUUUGUUUGUGCAUUGAAAUUGUUGUAGAACCAUUCUGCUUUAGUAAUUUAUGCACUGUUGUUAUCCUGUGAAGAAGUUGUGGAAUUGGUGUGAUGCAUUUUUCGGGCCGGGUCAAUUGAAGAAAGAAUAUCUGAAGUAGUGAGUUAUGGGCUCAACGGGUAGAGAAGAGAGAACGGAGAAGCUGGAAACGGGUUCGGAUGCUGCUGAGAAAAUAGUAGUUGCUGUUAAAGCAUCUAAAGAAAUCCCCAAGACUGCUUUGAUUUGGGCUUUGACUCAUGUGGUUCAACCAGGGCAUUGCAUUACAUUACUUGUGGUCUUGCCUGCACAAAGUUCUGGUAGAAGAUUAUGGGGGUUUCCGAGAUUUUCUAAGGACUGCGCUAGCGGCAGCGGGAGAUUUAAUAUCGGAACAAGCUCAGAUCAAAAGGUCGAGAUUGCAGAUUCCUGCUCCCAAAUGAUCCUUCAGCUUCACGACGUUUAUGAUCCUAAUAAGAUAAACGUAAAGAUAAAAAUUGUGUCCGGAUCGCCAUGUGGAGCAGUUGCCGCGGAGGCCAAGAGAAUUCUAGCUAGCUGGGUUGUAUUGGACAAGUAUGUCGAAUUAAAUUUGCGAACGUUUAUAACGUUUACACUCUUUUAUUGCUUUCACUUACAUUUUGGUGAAUAUAACUUUUGCAGGAAGCUCAAACAUGAACAAAAGCAAUGUAUGGAUAACUUACAAUGCAACAUUGCGAUAAUGAAAAAAUCACAGCCGAAAAUUCUUCGUCUGAAUCUAGUCGGUUCACCUAAGAAGAAACCCGAAGCUGACUGCCCAUUACCUUCAUCAAACAAACCGUCUGAAAAACUAACGAAAAACCGAAACAAAUCUCUCGAAUCCGUUCGCGGGUCUGUCGUUACACCAACAAGUAGUCCUGAGGUCUUUACCGCAACUGAAGCCGGAACCGGAAAUUCAUCAGUCUCAAGUUCUGACCCGGGGACUUCACCGUUUUUUAUCCCGGUAACGAAUAGUUCGUUAAGCAAAGAUAAAGCAUUAGCCGAAGAAGAGAGUCGGGAUCUCGUAGAGUCGAGUUCGGACUCCGAAAGCGAGCAUUUGUCGUCAACUUCCUCUAGCUUACGGUUUCAACCAUGGAUGGUGGAUGCUGUCGUAUCCAGCUGUCAAUCGGUUCAAAACCGCGAAGAAGGUUCUCGACGAUAUAAUUCACUAGCCGAAACGUCUACAUCUCACGACAUGUUCCGAAGGUUAUCAAAGAUUGAUAGAGAUCGCGAGCAUGGAAGCCAUAGAAGUGAAGUGGAAUUUAACGGUAACGUUAGAGAAGCUAUAUCUUUGUCGAGAAAUCUACCGUCGGGCCCACCUCCGUUGUGCUCGAUAUGUCAGCAUAAGGCACCGAUAUUUGGGAAACCACCAAGGUGGUUUACUUACGCUGAGCUGGAGCUUGCGACCGGAGGAUUCUCGCAAGCUAAUUUCUUGGCCGAAGGAGGAUUUGGUUCAGUACAUCGAGGGUUACUUCCGGAUGGUCAGGCGGUUGCCGUUAAGCAACACAAACUAGCAAGUUCUCAAGGGGAUCAAGAGUUUUGUUCAGAAGUCGAAGUGCUGAGCUGUGCUCAGCAUCGGAAUGUGGUUAUGUUGAUUGGAUUUUGUAUCGAGGAUGGGCGGAGGUUGCUUGUUUAUGAAUAUAUAUGCAACGGGUCAUUGGAUUCUCAUCUUUAUGGACGUCAUCGAGAUCCGUUAGAUUGGGCAGCAAGACAAAAGAUUGCAGUUGGAGCAGCCCGAGGCUUGAGAUAUCUUCAUGAAGAAUGCAGAGUAGGUUGCAUUGUGCAUCGAGACAUGCGGCCAAACAACAUCCUUAUCACCCAUGAUUUUGAACCAUUGGUAGGGGACUUUGGUCUAGCAAGGUGGCAACCUGACGGUGACACCGGAGAGGAAACAAGAGUAAUCGGAACAUUUGGAUACCUGGCUCCUGAGUAUGCACAAAGUGGCCAGAUCACUGAGAAAGCGGAUGUAUAUUCCUUUGGAGUUGUACUGGUGGAACUUGUUACAGGACGGAAAGCAGUGGAUCUUUCCCAACCUAAAGGCCAGCAAUGCCUCACAGAAUGGGCACGCCCAUUGUUGGAAGACGAUGCCAUUGAUGAGUUAAUCGACCCACGGUUAGGGAACUCUUACUCGGAAGAAGAGGCGUAUUGCAUGUUGCAAGCUGCUUCUCUGUGCAUUAAACGAGACCCACAAUUACGCCCUCGUAUGUCACAGGUGUUACGGAUACUAGAAGGGGACAUGAUCAUGGAUUCGGGUAAUGACGUUGGGAACAGGAGUGGUAGAAUUUACAUGGAUCAUCAACAGAGUCCGAUUCAAGAGACAUUCGAAGGGUUUAGCAGCAAACUUUCUCUCGACUCAACGAGACCUUGUCGGCAUAGACAAAAAAGCCACGACUACAUGUGAAGAUCCAAGGUAACGAUGCAAACGCCAAACACGACCAGCUUUUUUGUUCAUUUUGUAUGCUUUUGUCCUUGUAGAGGACAUGCUUAGUUAGUGUUUUGUAAUUUAUCUUGCAUGAAGUAAAAAGUGCACAAAGUGUCGGUUAAAUUCCCGGUGAAUA